Exserohilum turcica Et28A is the source of this 777-nucleotide messenger RNA. Its product is annotated as glycoside hydrolase family 61 protein. The coding region runs from base 1 to 777 and encodes 258 amino acids. The transcript has a single exon. The record is from RefSeq and is a predicted model, not a curated record. Lineage: Eukaryota; Fungi; Ascomycota; Dothideomycetes; Pleosporales; Pleosporaceae.
AUGCCUUCCACUAUGCAAGCUGCUGCCCUUCUUGGUGCCCUCAUUGCCUCCGUCAGCGCACACGGCCACCUUGCCGCCAUCAACGUGGACGGCAAGGACUACAAGGCCUACGACCCGGCCUUCCAGUACCAGGAUCCCGCUCCUGAGGUCAUCCAGUGGUCGUGCCCCGAGUGCCUCGACAACGGCUUCGUCGAGCCCUCCAUGUACGACGACGCCACCAAGAUUGCUUGCCACAAGGACGCGACGCCCGGCGCCAAGGUAGCCAAGGUAGCUGCCGGAGGCAAGAUUGAGAUUGAAUGGACCACCUGGCCCGAGUCUCACGUUGGCCCAGUCCUAGAUUACCUGGCCAAGGUCGACGAUGCCACGACCGCCAAGGCGUCUGACCUCGAGUUCUUCAAGAUCGCUGCGUCUGGAUACGAAAACGGCGAAUGGGCUGCCACCAAGCUCGUCAAGAACAACAACUCCUGGUCCGUCACUGUUCCAGACAGCAUUGCUCCCGGCCAGUAUGUUCUCCGUCACGAGAUCAUCGCCCUGCACUCUGCUGCCCAGGAGAAUGGCGCCCAGAACUACCCCAAGUGCAUCAACCUCGAGGUCACGGGCUCCGGCACUGCUACCCCAAAGGGGACCCCGGCUGGCAAGCUUUACACCGCCACUGACCCCGGUAUCAUGACCGAUCUCUCCAGCCCCGAGAGCUACAAGAUUCCCGGUCCCCCCCUUUUUAACGGUGCCAGCUCUAACCAGACGACUCGCCGCCACGCCCGCGCUUUCCGUCUGUAA